AAAGAAAAAAAUGGAAAGGAAAACUGAAAAAGGAAAGCUGAAAAGAAAUGAAUUCAAAUAAGAACAUGAACAUAGGAGAGUCAAAGUCCAAAAGUGUAUUAUGUGAAAAGGACCCAACAAGAAACACAAAAAAAAUAAAUAAGAGCACGAGAUAGUGAAAAUGGAGCAGUAUGAGAUUCUAGAACAGAUUGGAAGAGGCUCCUUCGCUUCUGCUUUGCUAGUCAGACACAAACACGAAAACAAGAAGUAUGUCCUUAAGAAGAUUCGGCUUGCUCGCCAGACUGAUAGAAUCCGUAGAUCUGCUCACCAGGAGAUGGAGCUAAUCUCUAAAGUUCGAAAUCCAUUUAUCGUGGAGUAUAAAGAUUCCUGGGUUGAAAAGGGUUGUUUUGUAUGUAUCGUCAUUGGCUAUUGUGAAGGAGGAGAUAUGACGGAAGCUAUUAAAAAGGCCAAUGGCGUUCUUUUUCCUGAAGAGAGGCUCUGUAAGUGGCUGGUUCAACUGCUGAUGGCACUUGAUUACUUGCAUGCAAAUCACAUUCUUCAUCGUGAUGUCAAGUGUUCAAAUAUAUUCUUGACAAAAGAUCAAGAUAUACGUCUAGGUGACUUUGGUCUUGCUAAAAUGUUGACAUGUGAUGAUCUUGCUUCCUCGGUUGUGGGAACUCCGAGUUAUAUGUGCCCAGAGCUUCUUGCUGAUAUACCCUAUGGCUCUAAGUCAGAUAUCUGGUCUUUGGGAUGCUGUGUGUAUGAAAUGGCUGCUCACAAGCCAGCUUUUAAAGCUCUUGAUAUGCAAGCUUUGAUCAACAAAAUAAACAAAUCUUUAGUGGCUCCACUACCAACAGUGUAUUCUGGUUCUUUUCGAGGGCUUGUUAAGAGUAUGCUGCGGAAAAAUCCAGAGCUUAGGCCAAGUGCUGCAGAGUUACUAAAUCAUCCGCAUCUUCAACCUUACAUUCUUAAAAUUCACUUGAAAUUAAAUAACCCCAGAAGAAGUACUUAUCCAUUCCGAUGGUCUGACUCAAACUACAUAAGGAGGACUCAGUUUGUAGAGCCAGAAUCUGUUUCUACUCUUUCUGACAGAGAUAAACGAUUGUCAUUCAGCAAUGACAGGGCCUUGAAUCCUAGUAUUUCUGGAACUGAACUGGGUUCUCUGUGUUCUACUCAAAGAGCACUGGGGUUCUCUACUUGUUCAAAAGAGAAGUACUAUGAACUAUCUGUUGGCUGUGUCCCUGAUAGGGUGCCGAGAUUGAGAGCAGGUAAGGAAUAUGCCACCCCCCAACGGCAGACAAUAUCAUCAAAGAUAUCCCACACUGGUUUCAAGCGUGAGUUACUUCCAGCAUCGUCCACUCCAGGUGGUAAACUUACCCCAUCAACUCGCAGAGCUUCCCUUCCGCUGCCUACCAGAGCCAUGGGCACGAUCACCCCUUAUAGAGCUAAUGUUGGUCUUCUUCGAGGUGUGGACUCUCCUGACAUUUCUGUUAAUGCACCACGAAUUGACAAGAUUGCUGAAUUCCCCCUGACCUCUUGCGAGGAUUCUCUCUUCCCUGUCCGUGGAACUUCAUCAACCUCGGCUCAGUGCUCUUCUGGUUCCCCAAAGAGCGCUGAUCGCUCAAUUAUGAAGGACAAGUGUACAAUCGAAGUUGUGGACAAAACCAGUGUCCCUUCUGGUGGCAGUGAAGCCUGUCCUACUGCUCCAGUUUCACAUAUCAAGGAAUUCUCCGAACAUGCUGUUUCAAGCCACUCCUCGGCCGAGUCCCACCAGCGCAGGUUUGAUACCUCAUCUUACCAGCAACGUGCGGAGGCAUUGGAGGGUUUGCUUGAGUUCUCUGCACGGCUCCUACAGCAACAGAGAUUUGAUGAACUUGGGGUGUUGCUGAAGCCAUUCGGUCCCGAGAAGGUUUCCCCGAGGGAAACAGCUAUUUGGUUGGCUAAGAGCUUCAAGGAAACUGCGGUCUAAAAGGUUUCACUUUCCUGAUGCAGUUUUAGAUCGUUAACAACGAUGUAUAUUUAUGUAUUACUAUGUAAUUUGAUAUGUAGCUUAGCUUCUAAUCUUAUUGUUCUAGUUGACAUCAUUAGCAUUGUCUGACAUGCUGCACUCCGCAGCACUUGCACAAGUAGUUUGAAGUUAAUUUUCUCACUAGUAGGUCAAAACAAAAAGGGUGUUAUUGAAGAGUCUGCCCAAGUUCAGUGCACAGCUCCUACAACAGCAGAAAUUUGAAGAGCCAUGGGUGUUGAAGCCAUUCGGGCCUGAAAUUUCUCCGAGGGAAACAACUUGUUGACUAAGGUUCAAAGAAACUGUUGUCUUAGGAUUUCUGACGCACUUAUGAUCAUUAACAACAGUGUAACUUAAUGUAGAACUAUAUAUGUCGUUAUAAUUCUAAGAGUAGCUUAGCUUCUUUAA
Messenger RNA from Cajanus cajan (pigeon pea), 2392 nucleotides. Lineage: Eukaryota; Viridiplantae; Streptophyta; Magnoliopsida; Fabales; Fabaceae. The record is from RefSeq and is a predicted model, not a curated record.